Molecule: messenger RNA, 1437 nt
Organism: Oncorhynchus kisutch (coho salmon)
Lineage: Eukaryota; Metazoa; Chordata; Actinopteri; Salmoniformes; Salmonidae
Product: olfactory receptor 52D1-like
Exons: 1
Coding region: 79-1050 (323 amino acids)
Biological process (GO): detection of chemical stimulus involved in sensory perception of smell; G protein-coupled receptor signaling pathway
Cellular component (GO): membrane
Molecular function (GO): odorant binding; G protein-coupled receptor activity; olfactory receptor activity
Source: RefSeq, a predicted model, not a curated record
UUGCUGUUCAUUUAAGUUAAUGUUUUGGGACAUUUUUAGAAUUCUUCAAGCUGCCGUGAGGUUCAACGCUACAGGAGGAUGGGGAACCGAACCAUAGAUGUACUCAACGCUGUUUUCAUAAUGGGCAAAAUAGACUUGUCUUCUGAAGGGAAAUAUUUGACUGUCCUAAUUGGCUCUCUCGUCUACUUAUUUACACUGUUCGGUAACCUGUCUUUGCUUGCGGUUAUAGUUUUCAACAGAAAUCUACACGGGCCAAUGUAUCUGUUCCUUCUCAACUUAUCCAUCAAUGACUUGAUCGGUAUCAGCGCCAUGAUUCCAAGGGUCAUGUCAGAUGUAUUGUCUGAAGAUAGGCACAUCACUUACCCAGCAUGCUUGAUUCAGGCUUUCUGUAUUCAUAUGUAUGGCGGAGCUACACUUCUCAUAUUGUCUAUCAUGUCGUUUGAUCGCUACAUAGCUAUCUGUCAUCCACUAAGGUACCACUCCAUCAUGACUAGGAACACUGUUGUAAGUCUCAUUGCCUCUGCUUGGCUGAUUGACUUUCUACUGGUUGGGAUCCUGUUCGGGCUCACGUUGCGUUUCCCUGUUUGUAAAACAGUUAUCGUGAACAUCUAUUGUGACAACAUGUCUCUGUUAAGACUGACCUGUGCAACAGAAACCACAGUGAACAACAUCUAUGGCUUAUUUAUCACAGGUCUACUCCAUGGGGCAGGGGCUUUUUCUGUGGUCUUCUCCUACUCACUCAUUCUAUUCACAUGCUUUAGAGGUAGUGACUCUGAUGCCAAGCUAAAGGCCUUGCAUACAUGUGCCACACACCUGCUUGUCUUUCUAAUCUAUGAGUUCUCAGGUAUCAUUGUUGUCCUUGUGUAUCGAAUACCAAACACUCCUCUCCUACUUCAGACAUUUGCAGGAAUGAUAUUUGUCAUAUUUCCUCCAGGUCUGAACCCAGUAAUAUAUGGUAUCAAAACUAAAAAGAUUAGAGUGAAAUUACUUCAGCUUUUCUCCAUGGCCAAAGGUUCAGUUAGAGUAGUAAAAGUCAAUAGUGUAACUUAAUAAUGUAACGUUAAUUAUUUGUUGUCCUGUUUGUUAUACGUUUACAUUAGUAUUGUCAAGGAAAAUAAUUCUCAAGAGGAAUGUAUGAUAAAAAGCAUAGGAAAGUCACUAUGUUAGAAAGCAUAGGGACCAGAAGAGGAGCUAUAGGUGGAUGGGCUCAUUGUAAUGGCACAGUGAGGAGGAGACUGAGGUCAUUGAUUAUUCCUUCCUCGUCGUGCAGAUCCUGUGGUCUAGCAGUCACUCUCAUGGCCAGUCAUAUACUGCUCUGCAUUGCAGACCAGGGAUCAAUCCCUGCAUCCACCCUGUCUACUGUUGUCCCACUUGCCUGUCUCCUCCUCUGUUUCUAUCUGUAAAGGGUUUAUAUAUAUUAUUCAUUGAUUAGUCAAU